This is a messenger RNA of Phytophthora nicotianae INRA-310, 498 nucleotides long. RefSeq lists its product as hypothetical. The transcript has 2 exons. The record is from RefSeq and is a predicted model, not a curated record. NCBI's taxonomy places the organism in Eukaryota, Oomycota, Peronosporomycetes, Peronosporales, Peronosporaceae. The coding region runs from base 1 to 498 and encodes 165 amino acids.
AUGGGAGAUCGCGGAGGAAGGCCACCAGGUCAGGAGGCCAGACACUUUAAGGUGCUAAAGGAGUUGGGAAAAGCGCCGGGGGGCUAUAGCCACCGAGAAUGCCGGUUUUGCAGGGCUGCCUACGACAACGAUACUACCACAACACCGCCGCAGGUCAUAAUCGGCAGAGCACGUAACUACAAGAGCCAUCUCGCUAAAUGCACGUACUACAAAGCAGCACAAAUUCCUGCACCUUCACCCUGUACACCUAUCAAGUCUGGUCUUGUAACUACCGCCGCAGAUACAAGCCCUGCACUCUCUAGCGAAACCACCCCGAAGCCACCCCAGCCUUCUGCUCCGACAGCAGCUCAGCUUCCUAUCGGUGGUGUUACAGCAGCUUCCAUUAAAUCUCGUGCCCGACGCGUAUUGGUUCUGGAACAGAAACGAUCCCCUCGCAAGAGUUUACACACGUUGCUACCGACGAUGCUGGGCAAUGCGGACGAGCUCGCAGAAUCCUAG